UGUGUGCUUUUUUUUCUUUUUAUUUGUUUAAUCAAAAUCUGAUGCCGUGGAAAUUUCGUAAAACCACGAAAACGAGGCUCCCUCCCUCUCGGCUCUGAUAUUUUGCUCCACCGCCCCCUUCCAUCGUGCUCUACGAACCUCAAUUUUUCUCAACUUACAACUUCUUUUCCUUCUUUCUUCAACUUAUUUUGCUUCAGACCGAAGCAAUGCCGGCUCGAAAGCGCGCUUACGACUCUCUCGAUGUUGAUCUUUUGCCGCCGCGACUCCAUAAUACCUUCAACAAUGAACGCUCUCAAGAUGAACAAUCUCAGGAAUCCGAUCGAAGCUCUUCGUCCAGUCAAGGAGAUGAGGACGAAUUUAUCGCCGUGAAACUGUCAGACAUUCGGAAAGAAGUUCAGUGUCCAAUCUGCUUAGGAAUCAUAAAAAAAACCAGAACAGUUAUGGAAUGUCUGCACCGCUUCUGCAGGGAAUGUAUAGACAAAUCGAUGCGUCUAGGUAACAAGGAGUGCCCUGCUUGCCGCACUCAUUGUGCCAGUCGACGCUCUCUGAGAGAUGAUCCAAACUAUGAUACCUUGAUUGCUGUGUUGUAUCCAGAUAUUGAAAAAUAUGAGGAAGAGGAACUGGCUUUCCAAGAAGAAGAGAAAGCUCGUAAUAAGCAGAUCCAAACUUCCAUAGCUCAGACACUUCAACGACAAACUGAAUCUUUGGGUAGGAAACGUUCUAAACCUUCGAGGAGAUUAAGUUCUAGAGGACCCAAAAGCUUCCAAAAUCAUAUUGAAAGUCUAUGCUUUGAUGAGAAUGAGGACGAAAAUGAUUAUGAUGUCAGCAAAAAUUCAUCUUCUGCUGAUGAGCGCAUGGACACUAGACCUAAAAGACCCAGGAGAUGUGGUCCUGUUAGAUUUUCACAGUCUUCUUCAGCUACCGGAGCAGACGGAGCAGAUGGUGGUGGUAUUGAACAUGAAUAUGAAGUUAACAAAGAAAAAGUUGGUGCAUCUUUAGGGCUUGUUGGUAGCUCGGAAAAACUUUCUUGGGGCAAAGGUGGAAUAAGAAGUCACACUAGAUAUGGGGGUACAAAUGGGGGGGCUGGUAAAAUUUCCAGGAAUAACCGCAUCGCGAAGCUGUCAGAUUAUGUUCGAAACUCAGAAAAUGUCAGUGAGGAGGAGUUGGACAUCCACGUUUUGCUCGUUUCCAUGGAUAGAACUAUACCUGCAUUGCAAAGACCAUAUAUUUGCUGCAGGCCUUCAGUGAUGAUUGGACACCUAAGUCAAUACGUUGCUCUUGAAACCUCACUUUCAGUGGACGUUGUUGAAAUAUGCGUGGCAAAAGAGCUUCAGGUGAAACUCGAUCCUUCCACCUCUGAAGCGACAAAGAACCCAUGUAAAGAAAGUGUACAGAUACUAAACGAGCAAGAGACACUAUCGACAGCAAAACUCAAAGCACACAGGCUAGCUUGUGGCUAUCUGCUUUUGGCAUAUAAGAAAAAGGGCUAGAGUUCUGCUGAUGAAGAGGAAUUUGUUUGGCUAAGAAGAAAAAGCACUUGUGCUUACUAGCAAUUCAUCCUUGAAGAUUUUGGCAAAUCUCCAUACGUAUAUAUCAACUCAAGAUACCAAGGGCUAUAAGAAGUUCCUGCUACAGGUCUUUUUCCCCCAUCUGAAUGUGUUGUUUAACAACUCCCUCGUUAGUUUCUUGCUACUGCUUUCUCCAUUUCUCCAUGUAUAUGUGCCAUUUUCAUCAACCUUGCAGUAUUUAACUGACUUUAAACAGAUAAAAGUUCUGAUAAGUGAAUAUAUAUACCAUGGAGUAUGGAUUACAAUCCAUUUUCAUGAUAGUUUAUUAUUGAA
Messenger RNA from Cucumis sativus (cucumber), 1841 nucleotides. Its product is annotated as putative E3 ubiquitin-protein ligase RING1a. The record is from RefSeq and is a predicted model, not a curated record. Lineage: Eukaryota; Viridiplantae; Streptophyta; Magnoliopsida; Cucurbitales; Cucurbitaceae. Bases 207 to 1490 code for a protein of 427 amino acids. The transcript has 10 exons.